This is a messenger RNA of Lactuca sativa (garden lettuce), 2168 nucleotides long. Its product is annotated as H/ACA ribonucleoprotein complex subunit 4. Lineage: Eukaryota; Viridiplantae; Streptophyta; Magnoliopsida; Asterales; Asteraceae. Gene Ontology annotation, molecular function: RNA binding; pseudouridine synthase activity. The record is from RefSeq and is a predicted model, not a curated record. Gene Ontology annotation, cellular component: box H/ACA snoRNP complex. Gene Ontology annotation, biological process: rRNA pseudouridine synthesis; box H/ACA sno(s)RNA 3'-end processing; mRNA pseudouridine synthesis.
AUUCAUUUUCGCUCAUUUUCGUUUCAUUAUUUGAAAGCAUAACCUCACACAUUUUCCAUUCCACGUGUCAGUAUCGGAAUGGGUGGGAGCAUUUAAACUUAUGAGUAGAUACCCACAUGCGAACUUUACCCAUCCUUCAAAAGUACCAUCAAAAAACCCUAAACCCAAGCUUCCACCUUUUCCAAAACCCUAGCCACCUCUGCCAAGCAUACAGCUCACUCCCCCAGCAAGCUGCUCUUUACCCCGACGCCGGAAACCCGCCAUGUCCGAACUCGAGCUUAAUCGUUCAGAGAAGAAGAAAAAGAAGAGCAAAUCCAAAGACCAAGAUACGAUCAACAAAAAUUCCGACGAUGCCACUGACGCUGUCGAUUAUCUCAUUAAACCACAGAGCUUCACUCCAUCGAUUGACACCUCCGAAUGGCCGAUUCUCCUCAAGAACUAUGACCGCCUUAACGUUCGAACAGGACACUAUACGCCACUUCCCUCUGGCUACUCUCCUCUCAAACGCCCCCUCGCUGAGUACAUCAGGUAUGGUGUUAUCAACCUCGAUAAACCUGCUAACCCUAGCUCGCACGAGGUUGUAGCUUGGAUCAAACGGAUCCUCCGAGUCGAAAAAACCGGCCACAGCGGUACACUCGACCCAAAAGUCACCGGGAACUUAAUCGUUUGCAUCGAUAGAGCCACUCGCCUUGUUAAAUCACAACAAGGUGCCGGAAAAGAGUACGUAUGUGUUGCUCGACUUCAUUCCGAUGUGCCUGAUGUCGCGAAAGUGGCUCGCGCAUUGGAGACGUUAACCGGUGCAGUUUUCCAACGUCCGCCAUUGAUUUCAGCUGUUAAAAGACAGCUCAGGAUUAGAACCAUUUACGAAAGCAAACUCCUGGAGUAUGAUGCCGAUAAGCAUUUGGUCGUGUUCUGGAUCUCGUGUGAAGCUGGUACGUAUGUGAGAACACUCUGUGUUCAUUUAGGUUUGAUUUUGGGCGUUGGUGGACAUAUGCAGGAACUGAGAAGAGUCAGAUCUGGUAUCAUGGGGGAGAAAGAUAACAUGAUAACUAUGCAUGAUGUCAUGGAUGCACAAUGGAGUUACGACAAUUACAGAGACGAAACUUAUCUCCGCCGUGUGAUCAUGCCAUUAGAGGUCUUGUUAACCAGCUACAAACGAUUAGUCGUGAAGGACUCUGCUGUGAAUGCAAUCUGUUAUGGUGCUAAACUGAUGAUUCCAGGUUUGUUAAGAUUCGAAAACGACAUUGAAAAUGGCGAAGAAGUGGUGUUGAUGACUACAAAAGGGGAAGCGAUUGCUCUUGGGAUUGCAGAGAUGACUACUGCUGUAAUGGCUACUUGUGAUCAUGGAGUUGUGGCGAAGAUCAAGAGGGUGGUGAUGGAUAGAGAUACUUAUCCUAGGAAAUGGGGGUUAGGGCCUACUGCUUCAAUGAAGAAGAAACUGAUUACCGAAGGGAAACUAAGCAAACAUGGAAAAGCAAAUGAGAAAACUCCGGCUGAGUGGCUGAGGAAUGUUGUGUUGCCUACUGGUGGUGAUUCGGUGGUUGCUAGUCUUGCAGCUGCACCUGUGCAAGAAGAAACUGUAGAAGCUUCAGAUCUGAAAGUUGUUGACAGUGAGAAGAAAAAGAAGAAGAAAAAGGAAAAGGGUGUUGAAGAUGAAGGACAAAAGAGGAAAUUGGAAGAGGUUGAUGUUACAGAUCCAGAUACACCAGUAGCUUCCAAGAAACAGAAGGUUGAAGAAGGUGAGAGUACUAAGAAGAAGAAGAAGAAGGAUAAGAAGGAUAAGGAGGGAGAUGAAGUUGUAUCAGAGGAGGAUAAAUCCGAGAAGAAGAAGAAGAAGAAAAAGAAGGAUAAAGAAAAUGGUGAUGAUGCCUCUGUUACUGUUAGUGAUGAUGAAGCAAGCAAAAGCUCAAAGAAGAAGGAGAAGAAGAAGAAGAAGAAAGAUGCUGAAGAAGAGUGAUGAUGAUGUGUAAGUUCUUGAUAUGUGCACAUUUUUAUAGAGACAAUUUUCGUGUUUUGUCUUUGUUUUUUUAGUUUAUUAGUUCUGCACUUGUAGUUUUUAUUGAUGUUAUGUGUUUAUUAGUUAUAAGUUUUGAAAAAAAUUGAAACUUUUGAACUUGAGAUUGUUUGGAUUGAGUUUAUUUAAUAUUUAUGAUAUCUCAGUUGUUUCA